Molecule: messenger RNA, 5478 nt
Organism: Pocillopora meandrina
Lineage: Eukaryota; Metazoa; Cnidaria; Anthozoa; Scleractinia; Pocilloporidae
Source: the annotation of a GenBank genome assembly
AUGGGAUUCACAAUGCACUGUCUACUUUGUGGUAGGCGCUCCUCGUCGAGUGGGAAAUACUUCUUGAACUUAUUUCGCAAAAUCGCACCGUCAGUUGUAAACGUUUGCGUUCGCGGCGUUGUGUUGUUCAUCCUCGGAACUUUCUUUGCAAUGGUUCUUUUCACGUUUUCUGUUUUACCAGAAGUACGUAGAAAGAGAAUCCAAGAUAUAGGUAUAAUUGCAAAGCUCUUCAGUGCUGUGUGGUGGAUCGCUCCGUCCUCUGGCACUGCUGCUGCAGUUGUGGGUUUGAUUUAUCCUUGUUCUGACAUUCGCCUUGGAAAACCGCACAAACUAGAAAGAGAAUGGUCUAGCGUUUUUAAAUGCGUGGUGUUAUUCCUUGGAAUAAGUCAUGCAUGUGCCGUAUCCUUUCCACUGUUGUGUCCUUUGGGUUUUAAAGUAAUUUAAUGUGAGUAGCUACGAGUGUUUGCGGAAACUUAGAAGCUAAUUUCUAGCGUGAUAGUGCAGUCAACGAAAUUGACAUAGGCGACUAGUUUAUUUCCGGUCUGUGUAAAACAGUCGUCCGAAAACGAAAAAAAACGCGAUAAAAGCAGAAAUACAACGUAUAUUUGUGAAAAAAUCGCAGUUCAUAACAAGAAUAGCAAACUCUGUUUUGAAACAAGCCUCAUUCAGUUACAAAACUUUAAAAUCAGGGCAACGAAACCCGAAGAUUGUUAAAACGUGUUUUUAAUUGUUAUGUAUCGCGUUUUGAAUCGAAAUACGUAAUUUAGUAUCUUUCUUAAGAAAUGUGAGCUAUGCAGGACUAUUCAUCAUUUGCUGAUACAUAGGAAAUUUCCAUCAACAAAUUUAUGAAACGCCGGUUGUUUUUCAAGGUAUCAAGUUACGCCUAAAAUUUCCGGGACUGGCGUUGAUUUGAUGAUCAAGUCGUUUAAUGUGUUUAUGUGACGGCAGUUUUUUGUGUAUGUAUUGUGUGCAAAGAAAUUAAACUGGUAAAAUAUUUUUGAUUGAAUAUUAAAAAAAAAUGUUAAUCAAUCUUUGUUGUUCAGCCUGAAAUAUAAUUCUAGGAAUUUUUGUUUGAUACCCUUGUCAUGAUUUGUAUUGUUGUAGUUAUGGUUUAUAUUUUUGUUCUCUUUCAUGUAUCGGUUAUUUUUGUUAUGGCUUUUUUUUCGUCUUCAACAGAAUUAAUUUAAUUAUACAAGGCAUCAUGUCUUACACACAUCAUUGACCUGUUACAUUCAGAAAGCAAAUAGGGUGACAAGCUCAGUAAGCAAUUUAAUUCAGUGGGAUUCAUUGCUAUGGAUAAUUCUUGAGAUUAACAUUUUCCAGUCGUUUUUCAAAGUCAACAUUUUUAUUUAUAAAAAAUAUGAUGAUCCUACCAAAAACUACAAAAACAAGUAAAGAAAUCCCAUUAUAGACCAUUGGUCCAGCUGAACAAACUUGCCUUAAGUUCAAACUUUUUCCUUGCUAAUGUGAAUAUGCUUAUCAUUCUUAUCCAAACUAUGUUUUUUUUAGUUAGCCACUCUUUUUUACUUCAUGAUUAUCUGUGGACAGUAAAUAGUUUUUAGGAGUUUCGUGUUGUUUAUAACUUCUUAAGUAGAAAAAGUAAUGUUUGUCACCUUAACAUUUUUGUAGAAAAUCACUUUUAACAGUCCAAUGCACAUCUUCCUCUUUAUGGCUAUUAGCUCACUGACCUUGUGGUGGUUAUUUGACCGAUCAAAAAAUGGUCUUGGACUGGCUGUGCUGGUAACAAUGUGUGCCUGUAUUCUUCUACAAUGUUUGAUAUACUUGGGGGUUUACAGGUAAAAAAAAUAUAAAUAAUUUUUAGACAUCAGUCAAAUACUAGGAUGGACUCCACUUCCUAGAUAGGAUAUAUUCUCCUUAUGCUUUGAAAAUAAUGGCUUGUGUCUUUCAAGUGGGAAUAUACUGAUGUUGUCAGAAUUGCCAGGUCAAAUUGAAGAGAAAUACAAUAAUUGUUUGCUUAAUCUUUAAUUGUUUGACCAGACCCACCUAAUGCAUGAGUGAUCCUGCAGUUUUAUUUCAAAAAAUCAUGUUUGAUUUUUACACCUCAAUACUUGAACAUCUGGACUAGGUUGUUCAAAGCUAGGUUAAGAUAACACAGGGUUAAUGUGAAAUCUGAUUUCAGAUCUGAUAGCUUUAAAAGACAAUUUAGUCAAGUUCUUUUUGUCUAGAAUAUGACUAUGUAAUUCUCUAAAAAAGAACUUGGGAAAUUAUCCCAAAAAGGCUUUUGAAUAAAGGAAUAAAGAAACCUAGAUUAAAAUUUAACCUUGGGUUAGUGCUUAUUGGCCUUGGAACAAGUGGGCCCUGGUCUUGUAUACUUGUAUACUGUACAGGUUUUACCUUCUAAAGCUGAGAUAGAAACUGAAAGAUAAAAAUUGGUAUGCAGUUCUGUAAUCACUUCUAUUCACAUCUCAUUAUUAAUGUGCUAUCAAGUUGGUGGCCUCUCCACCAUAGCUCCUGAAGGAUAGAAACCAACCAGUCAAUGACAAAACAAAUUGAUUUUUUUUUUGCAAAUCAUUUAUCUCUGUCCUUUAGAAAUGGUGAACCAGAUUUCCUCUAUGCAAGAUCUUGGCUACCAUGGUUCUUUUUUUCUGGUGUUGUAACAUUUGGAUCCAUUGGAAGACAGCUUGCUAUGGUAUGUUUCUGCUCAUGAAGUGAACCUCAAUUUUUCAUCAAAAAUACUAUUUACACUUGAAAGGAAUGGUGCCAAUACAGUGCCUAUAAGAUCUGACGACACUAAUGUUCCAUAUAGGCUUUGUAAUUUUAAGGCACUUGAACAAGCAUAAGCUAGCUUCAUAAUUUUUUUUUUCAAAUAAGUUCCAUAGAAUGACUUUUUCCACAAAUUUUUGUGCUUACAUCAUGAGACUGGGAAAAGGUUUGCCUGCAACAGGUUUUUACUGAGAUCUGUGAUGCCUCCUCACAAAUUGAUACUUGCUUGUCUCAGCACAGCUUUCCUUUCCAGCCACUAGCCCAAACAUGUUUUACCAAAAAUUCUGGGAGGUUAUUUUGGUGUAUGAAACAUUUAUCCCUUUACACCCUAACAUCAGUAUGCAUUUUCUCCUCACUGUUCUUUAUACAUUUCCAAAGGUGCUGACAAGGAAAAUUUGUUUGCCAAUUAAAAGGUUCCUUCUCUAGAGACCUUUUUUUUUUAUUCUCAUGACCUUAAUGUAUGAUUGAAGAGUGAUAUUGUAAGGAGAAAGUAGAUGCCAAUCAAUCUUAGGGUUUAACCCUUUCACUCCCAUAAGUGACCAAGACAGAAUUUCUCCUUACAAUAUCAAUACAAUAUCAAGCAGGCAGGUGAUGAGAAUAGAGAAGAAUAUCAAUCAUGGGAUUAUUAGUUGAUCCAAUACCAAAUUCUCUGAACUAACAUCAUAAGAAUUGUAUGGCAGAUAGUAAGGAGAAUUACUAAUUAGAUCUUGGGAGUGAAAGGGUUAAAGGGUUGGGCAACUACUCUGAAAUGCUUUAAGAAAUGUUAAGAUUCCAUUUUGGUUCACUGAUAUCUGAUCUAUUUUUUCUUUUUGGUUUUUUCAGACUGAAUACAACUUUGGGAGAGGAAAAGAACAUGUAGAUUAAAUGUUGCACCAAUUUAAAUGCUUUUAACAUGCCAUAAGAGCUUAACACUACCUGUGAAUAGCCUGAUUGAACAAUGGAAAGUAUCCAAAGUUUAGAACAGUUGUAAAAUUUUUUAUUGAAACUUGGUUUUGGCCAUGUCAUGACAAUAGUUGUUAAAUAUUGUGGAUUAUUGUUGAUAGAUGUGGGAAAAUUUAAGAAAAUUUAAUAAGAGAGGGGGAAAAAAUUUGGCAGUUUCAGUGACAUAAGAACAGAAGGAGGCAUUAUUUAUUUUGCCUCUUGGCUAAUCAUUAAUAAGUACAACAAAAUAUUUCUUAAACGUUUUGUACAUAUUGGCUAAAAAUGGAGCACAAUCCUGAGUUAUGACCAAAAUUACAGCAUGGUUCCUAAAGAACUUGAUUGCUAUGUUAAAGUUAUUGGUAGAUAGAUAAACAAUAGCAUCCAUUUGGCUCCAAAAUAUAUGCACAUAUUUGUCUGCAUACUCAAUCUUUUUAGACAUAAGAGCAGUUUUCUGAUUGCAAAGCUUGAUGAAAACCGAGUUAUAAAGAAUAGAUCACAUUCAAGGAAAAUAUCCCUGCAUCUUUUUGCGCAAUAUGGAGGCUAUUGUGUUUAGUAUCCUAAUUUAAAUAUUUUUGCAAUGUGCAGGAAAGAUGUUAACAAACGACUUGCUGUUAGAUUUGUGGGAUGAUUACUUUUCAGAGUUCUCUGGUACAACUUUACACACAAGAAACAUGUCCUUUCUUUUUCACCACUUCACUGUGUUCUCUUGUCUUGAAUAUAAUUUUAAACAAAGGGUUUUCUGUAUUGGACAAAAGUUUUGAAAAUUGGGGAAGAUGAGGGGGUAUAUCCUUGAAUAUCCUCCAAUCUCUACUGGGGCAUAUUCAGUCACAUGAUGCAUUUAGACCAAUUGUACACAGGCAAAAAUUUCAAUGGAUUGUUAUGUCUGUUAUUUAUGUAACAUAUGGUUAAGUUCCUAAUGGUACUUUCUAAAUAGUAUGACCAUAGAGGUUUGCACAUGUUAGAUGGUUAGAUUAAAUCAUACUAAUCAGAAAUUGAGUUAUUUAAUAUCAUUAAGAUCACAUAUCUUACAUGCUGUUCAAGAUGAAGUGGAUAUAACUGUUAAAAUGUUUUUAUUCCAUAUUUUACCAAGAAAUACACAUAUGUAUCGCUAAGGAGACGUUAGGUGGGCAAAAACCUUGAGAAUUUGUUUUAAUCAGCAUAAUUAUAUUCAUUAUUGAAAAGAUUCCAGAAUAAUAAGGAAAAAUAUUAAUAAGGCUGCUCUUACAUGAUAAAUAUUUUUUGGCAGGUUCCAGGAAAUUUCUUAGUGACAGGAGUACACAUAUGUCUAGACAUGUGUUCUUUAGGCUUAAUUUCUUGCUGGCGAGAGAUUUAAGUUUCUAUAACCAAUUUUCCUGUAUUUCCAAAUAAAAAAAAAAAUUAACUGAUUUCUUUGACUGAAUAUUAUGAAUUGCUUGUCAAAUAUUGUUUUUUUGUUGUUUUUGUUUUGUUUGUUUUGUUUUUAACAAAAUCACUUUCAGUGGCUGAUAAAAAACUCAAUUUUAGCACAGGAAUUUGUGAACUGUGAUCAAAGGCAAAAAAAUGGCCUAUCUCUUUGAGUCAGGUUACAAAAAACUUCAUCCAAGUAUGGUCAUGUUUUUAACAUGGAAAUAAUUAAGUUAUUGGCUCUAAGAAAUUUUACUUAUUGUGAAUAAUCCUUUUAACUGAAUUAAUUUAUUCAGAUUCAAACACCAACUGAGAACUUUUUCUCAUAAGGGUAGCCAUAUUAAUAUUUUGAAAAGAAUCUCACUGGAUUCUAAAAUGGUUAUUUGUAAAGAUGUUAAUGCUUUCAUGCUUUGUUCUCACCUUCUGUAUAUAUUUGAAAUAAAAGAUGAC